AUCUCUGCGAGAUAUGAGUGAAUAAUGUGAUGUGAAGCAAUUUUCGCCAUUUUGUGAACUCAAACCGGUGCGACAGGGGUAAAUUUGUAACCACAACUCGCGACAGUAGAGGGAAAUUGGCGCACUAGGAAUCCCUUCUCUCCAUUCUGUAGUCUUAAUGGUAUCCAUAUUUGGAUUUCUGCAAGGUUUGGUGGACGUAAAAGUGGUGAAAAAGGGGUAGACCUAAGCCGGUUCACUGGGUGUUGGUCGUUGGAUUUUCUGGACGUCAUUGCUGCAUUUAUUGUGUGCGCACGAGGUACCUUCAUUAUGGACUGACAGUACUGUGGACAAAAGUGGGAAGUUCGUCGUGAGUUCGGCCGUCUUCGGGGCCUCAAAAACGCCACUUUGUUGGCGUUAAGGGUUGUUCCCAAUUUUUUCAGGGCUGUUUCCAACUCUUCGCUGAGGAGCCAAGUGCUUCUUCGGCGGAGUUUUGGGCCGAAUUUAGCCGUCAAGAUUGCGAACCGCAACGUGAACAGUGACAAAAUGGCCAUGAGCCGUGCACGUGUGUAUGCUGAUGUUAAUACACACAGACCAAGGGACUAUUGGGAUUAUGAGUCCCAUGUUGUCGAAUGGGGGCAGCAAGACGACUACCAGAUAGUCCGUAAGCUUGGUCGUGGCAAGUACAGUGAGGUGUUUGAGGCGAUGAAUGUCAUCAACAAUGAGAAGUGUGUGAUCAAGAUCCUCAAGCCCGUUAAGAAGAAAAAGAUCAAGAGAGAGAUCAAAAUCCUGGAGAACCUCCGAGGAGGACCUAAUAUUAUCAACCUACAGGCAAUUGUCAAAGAUCCUGUGUCACGCACACCAGCACUUAUAUUUGAGUAUGUCAACAACACAGACUUCAAGCAACUUUACCAAACUUUAACAGAUUAUGAAAUCAGAUACUACCUAUUUGAACUACUGAAGGCACUAGAUUACAGUCACAGUAUGGGCAUUAUGCACAGAGAUGUCAAGCCCCACAAUGUCAUGAUUGAUCAUGAAAACAGAAAGCUUCGCCUAAUUGAUUGGGGUCUAGCUGAGUUUUACCAUCCUGGCCAGGAGUACAAUGUCAGAGUGGCAUCCAGAUACUUCAAGGGUCCCGAAUUGCUUGUGGAUUACCAGUUAUAUGACUACUCGUUAGACAUGUGGAGCCUUGGAUGCAUGUUGGCCAGCAUGAUAUUCCGCAAGGAGCCGUUCUUCCACGGCCACGACAACUAUGACCAGCUUGUGCGGAUUGCCAAGGUGCUGGGUACAGACGAACUCUACGAGUACUUAGACAAGUACCAAAUUGAACUGGACCCCAGAUUCAACGAUAUUCUUGGAAGGCAUUCACGGAAGCGAUGGGAACGGUUUGUGCACAGCGAGAACCAGCAUCUUGUCAGCCAAGAAGCCCUGGACUUCUUGGAUAAGCUGCUACGAUACGACCACCAGGAGCGUCUUACUGCACGGGAAGCAAUGGACCAUCCAUACUUCUAUCCUGUAGUGAAGGAACAGAACAGAUCCCUACCAGCUAUGAUGAAUGUACCAGUGUCCACGUCCAUCAUCUCUACUGCUGCUCCAACUAGUACAUACGCCACCAACACAUCUUCACGAACCAUGACAGCAAUUCCUGCUGGAUCGCCGGUAAUAUCCGCACCAGCAGCCCAACCCAUUCAGCCCAUCCAAAACGCCAGUCCUGCGGCGGCUGUUGUUCCUUAAGUCUGUCGGCGCACUCGCCGCAACAAACGUCAGGUCUGUCAUGCCUGGGUUAUUGAUAAUACCAUAAAGAUAUUGUGGGCGUUCUUUUCCUUUCCUCUAGCAUGUCUGAGGCUCACGAAACUCUGUGGUUAAGGAAAAACACACAAUAUCUGACCUUUUCUGUAUGGUAGUUGUAGAAAAUGUGUGAUUUCCUUUCAAGGAGACCUAACAAGCACAGUUACUCGGAUGUGCACCUUGUACUUCUAAGAACACCCGAUGAGUCGGCAAGUGAAAUUGGUACACUGCAUUUCUUUUCUGUGAGACUAGUCUCAUGUCACAAAGAAAUCGACGGCAAACCAAGCGUGUAAAACUGCACAAUUUUAAAUUGCUGCCUGGCUUUGUUUUGUUCCUGGAUGCUGAACUUUGUACUUUCGAAAAUAUUUCACUGCUUAAGACUUUGUGUCUUAACUUCCAUCAAAUGUUCAUUAAGUACAUCUGUUGCCCACUUGUGCACUCCUGAUCUGAGUUUUCACUUGUCAGCAAUGGUGUGUAUUGGUCGUCUGUUUGCACAGAUUUAACUCUGUGUGCUGAAUGCCUCUAAAGAAGCUGGUUGUCUGUUUUCUUUUUAUUGGUUUUUUUUUUAUGUUUCCAAAUGUUCUCAAAGUUUAAACCGGGUUCAAAUGUCCCGCCAAUGUGUGACUUAAGAUAUACAGUUGAAGAUUUGAAUUAUUUGAUAAUUGUGAUGAGAGAAGUUUUACAAAAACCCCAUUUCAUCUGGAAAUAAUAUUUCAACAAGUUGUUCAUGCUGUGAUGUACAUCUUUUUUUUUUAUUUGCAUCAAAUGGCAGAGUUUUCUGUUUUAAUAAUUUGGUGGUUCGUUUAAUUUGUUUUCUCACCAUUUUUUUAUGGCUUGUAUUUAUUUGUCUGCCCAAUGCAAGCAAUUGACAGAAAUAAUAUUUCUGCCAUUUUCUCACCUCAUGUACAAUAUAUUUGUUUAACCUUCUGACGAUAGUGAAUUAUUAACA
Messenger RNA from Patiria miniata (bat star), 2713 nucleotides. RefSeq names its product casein kinase II subunit alpha-like. The record is from RefSeq and is a predicted model, not a curated record. Gene Ontology annotation, molecular function: protein serine/threonine kinase activity; ATP binding. NCBI's taxonomy places the organism in Eukaryota, Metazoa, Echinodermata, Asteroidea, Valvatida, Asterinidae. Gene Ontology annotation, biological process: protein phosphorylation. The coding region runs from base 523 to 1710 and encodes 395 amino acids. Gene Ontology annotation, cellular component: protein kinase CK2 complex; nucleus; cytosol. The transcript is spliced from 11 exons.